AUGACUGAAGAAACGUGGGAUGUUGUUAUUGUUGGCGCUGGGCUGUCAGGACUGAGUGCUGCUCAGACUCUGCGGAAGAGAAAUGGCAAACUUAGAAUAUUAAUUCUGGAAGGAAAAGGUUUGUAAAAACUGUUUGGCAUUCAUUAUGCAGCGAAACAAUCAACGUUCUCCGCAGAAAUUACAGUCCAAGAUUCUGAAAUAUUUUAACAAUUCGAAACGGAAUUAGAAGGCAACACUAUUAUAAAGAUGAACAUUUUUAAUCAAAUUGACGGGGUAUGUAUUUUUUCCAGACCGGGUAGGAGGACGAACUGUUACCCAGGAAUUACCUGCCGCCGGCGGCAUUGAUCGCUGGGAUAUGGGAGGGCAGUGGGUUGGCAGGUAGGUUCUUGGAACAGCCUGGUCUCAUAGACUAGAUGUAACAUAGUACACGGAAAUCCGGGACAUUCAAAUUAGUAUGGGAUGUUAUGUUUGGUAUGGUUACAUAAGACAGAAAGUUACUUAAUUCAAAAACGAAACUAAAGUGGUUUGUCGGGGUGGAUGGGGAGGCGUAUAACACGAACAUCUAUGAACCCAAAGGUUGUGUGUUCAAAUCUCAUCACGGACAACUUUAAUUAAUUAGCAACUUUGCAACUACUUACUACUUUUUAGCAACUUUGCAACUACUUAGCAUGUUAGCUAACCCUUCCCCUAACCAUAACCCUAAAAUACAUGAUUGAGACCUUUCUGUUUUCUCAUUGACAUUUAAUUCAGCAUUGAAAAAGUUUGUUCCACCUGAGUUUGGGUAAUCCCAAAAUUACAUUACUGAUUACAAUUUUGGACAGGUAACUAGUAACUAUAACGGAUUAUAUUUUGAAAGUAACCAACCCUGUCAUCAUGCAGCUUAAUCACAACAAUAUUGUCUAAAUGAUGAAUGGUGAAGUAAUGAAGAACAAUUUAUCAAUGGUAAUUUGUCAUCCAGCCAAGCAGAGCAGUGGCAUUAUGAAGGGAAUUAAUGUGCCUUUUUGCACUACCUUGAAAAUGGACUGACUGAUUUCUGCUUACCUUUGGAAAGAAACAAAGUUCAUACAUAGUUUACAUUUAUAAGGAUGCCAAGCGGAAGUGCCAAGUAGUACAUUACAUUUCAGUCAUUGAUAUUCCAUUAUACUGUAUAAGCCUAUGAAAAAGGCCCCUGAAAUUCCCUCUCACACAGUCACAUUCCCAAUCUAUUGGAGGGAACGAACAGAACUGAACAUAUCUGUAUUCCGAGAGUACUGCAAAGCAAGAGAGCUUUGAGGAAAUCAUAAAAGCUGCUAUCAAUACGGCCUAAAAAGGUGGCAUGAUUACUACAGGAGAAUAAUAGUGGGCUUCAUCCAGGACAGAAAUCACUACAAAUCGACUUACUGGAACGCACUUAGACACAGGCUUAGAACGAUUAUAUAGAUUUCUAUCGACCUGGAGCGAAGACUGGUAGAGGCCACUGCUGCACCCAGGCAGCUAAGGUGGUUGUCAUUGUGGAGUCUGUCAGGUGUUUCAAAAAGGACAGGUCUAUGUGCGAUCACGGGAAACCUCUUAGACCUACGGUAGUAGAGGGAUGCAGUCAGAACAUGGAACAGACUAUUAUUUAUUAAUGGCAAAGAAAGUGAUCAUUUGUGUCACUCUCAGGAGUUUAGUGACUUUAGUGGACUGUGAUAAAAGAGGGAGGAUGCAUACCAGCAUCACACUACUGAGCCUCAGGUCAGAUAAAUAAUGUGCCUCCAUUUCAUCAUUGAUUUAUUUUCAGCACAUUCAAAUCAGGAAAUUAAUCAAUUAACUGAAACAUUAUUGAUGAAAUAAUGGACAAUGAAUCUUCCCACUGGGCACACACUGGUUGAAUCCCAAAACCUUCCACGUCAUUUUAAUGAAAUUACAUUGAACCAACGUGGAAUAGACCUUGAAUUAACUUCUUUGCCCAGUGGGUUGAUUUAGAUUUAGUCUCGGUUGACCUUGCUGGUAAGAUCAAAGUAAAACAAUUAUCACUUUGCUAAUCUAACUGUUGUUGUCCCUCUUACCUCAGCACUCAGACAUACGUCAUGGACCUCAUUCAGGAGUUUGGCCUGGAGGUCUACACACAAUACACCACAGGCAAGAAGGUGCACCACGUUGGAGGUCCUCAUGCCAAGGUUCGCACCAGCAGCACCAGUAUCCCUGCCCUCUCUCCACUGGUGCUACUGGACCUGUCACAGCUCUUGCGGCAGGUAGGGGACCUAACUCGUCUGGACAUUAUUCUCCCCAAUGUUACAGGUCACAACCAAGCCACAAGGUGUUCUAACGCAAAUUAUUUAUCUAAAAUUUUGUGAGCAAAUGUGUUUAAAUCCCUGUUAGUGAGCAUUUCUCCUUUGCCAAGAUAAUCCAUCCACCUGACAGGUGUAGCAUAUCAAGAAGCAGGUUAAACAGCGUGAUCAUUACACAGGUGCACCUUGUGCUGGGGACAAUAAAAGGCUACUAGCAGUUUUGUCACACAGCACAAUGCCACAGAUGUCUGAAGUUUUUUUUUUUUUUUUUGGGGGGGGGGUAUUUUACCCCCUUUUUCGUGGUAUCCAAUUGGUAGUUACAGUCUUGUCCCAUCGCUGCAACUCCCAUACGGACACGGGAGAGGCGAAGGUCGAGAGUGGCGCGUCCUCCGAAACACAACCCAACUGAGCCGCACUGCUUCUCAACACGGUGCCCGCUUAACCCGGAAGCCAGCCACACCAACAGGAGUCGCUAGUGUGCGAUGGGACAAGAACAUCCCUGCCGGCCAAACCCUCCCCUACCCUGGACGACGCCGCCCCAUGGGUCUCCUGGUCGGCUGCGACAGAGCCUGGACUCGAACCAGGAUCUCUAGUGGCACAGCUAGCACUGCGAUGCAGUGCCUUAGACCACUGCGCCACUCGGGAGGCCUGAUGUCUCAAGUUUUGAGGGAGCGUGCCAUUGGCAUGCUGACUGCAGGAAUGUCCACCAGAGAUGUUGCCAGAGAAUUGAAUGUGCAUUUCUCUACCAUAAGCCGCCUCCAACGUCGCUUUAGAGAAUUUGACAGUACGUCUAACCGGCCUCACAACCGCAGACCAGAAUGUAACCACGCCAGCCCAGGACCUCCACAUCCGUCUUCUUCACCUGCGGAAUUGUCUGAGACCAGCCACCCGGACAGCUGAUGAAACUGAGGAGUAUUUCUGUCUGUAAUAAUGCCGUUUUGUGGGGAAAAACUGGCUGGGCCUGACUCCCCAGUGGUUUAGAUCAUUCAUGUGUAUGCAUACAUGUACAGUGAGGGAAAAAAGUAUUUGAUCCCCUGCUGAUUUUGUAUGUUUGCCCACUGACUGACAUGAUCAGUCUAUCAUUUUAAUGGUAGGUUUAUUUGAACAGUGAGAGACAGAAUAACAACAAAAAAAUCCAGAAAAAUGCAUGUCAAAAAUGUUAUAAAUUGAUUUGUAUUUUAAUGAGGGAAAUAAGUAUUUGAUCCCUCUGCAAAACAUGACUUAGUACUUGGUGGCAAAACCCUUGUUGGCAAUCACAGAGGUCAGACGUUUCUUGUAGUUGGCCACCAGGUUUGCACACAUCUCAGGAGGGAUUUUGUUCCACUCCUCUUUGCAGAUCUUCUCCAAGUCAUUAAGGUUUCGAGGCUGACGUUUGGCAACUCGAACCUUCAGCUCCCUCCACAGAUUUUCUAUGGGAUUGAGGUCUGGAGACUGGCUAGGCCACUCCAGGACCUUAAUGUGCUUCUUCUUGAGCCACUCCUUUGUUGCCUUGGCCGUGUGUUUUGGGUCAUUGUCAUGCUGGAAUACCCAUCCACGACCCAUUUUCAAUGCCCUGGCUGAGGGAAGGAGGUUCUCACCCAAGAUUUGACGGUACAUGGCCCCGUCCAUCGUCCCUUUGAUGCGGUGAAGUUGUCCUGUCCCCUUAGCAGAAAAACACCCCCAAAGCAUAAUGUUUCCACCUCCAUGUUUGACGGUGGGAAUGGUGUUCUUUGGGUCAUAGGCAGCAUUCCUCCUCCUCCAAACACGGCGAGUUAAGUUGAUGCCAAAGAGCUCGAUUUUGGUCUCAUCUGACCACAACACUUUCACCCAGUUCUCCUCUGAAUCAUUCAGAUGUUCAUUGGCAAACUUCAGACGGCGCUGUAUAUGUGCUUUCUUGUGCAGGGGGACCUUGCGGUCGCUGCAGGAUUUCAGUCCUUCACGGCGUAGUGUGUUACCAAUUGUUUUCUUGGAGACUAUGGUCCCAGCUGCCUUGAGAUCAUUGACAAGAUCCUCCCGUGUAGUUCUGGGCUGAUUCCUCACGGUUCUCAUGAUCAUUGCAACUCCACGAGUUGAGAUUUUGCAUGGAGCCCCAGGCCAAGGGAGAUUGACAGUUAUUUUGUGUUUCUUCCAUUUGUGAAUAAUCGCACCAACUGUUGUCACCUUCUCACCAAGCUGCUUGGCGAUGGUCUUGUAGCCCAUUCCAGCCUUGUGUAGGUCUACAAUCUUGUCCCUGACAUCCUUGGAGAGCUCUUUGGUCUUGGCCAUGGUGGAGAGUUUGGAAUCUGAUUGAUUGAUUGCUUCUGUGGACAGGUGUCUUUUAUACAGGUAACAAACUGAGAUUAGGAGCACUCCCUUUAAGAGUGUGCUCCUAAUCUCAGCUCGUUACCUGUAUAAAAGACACCUGGGAGCCAGAAAUCUUUAUGAUUGAGAGGGGGUCAAAUACUUAUUUCCCUCAUUAAAAUGCAAAUCAAUUUAUAAAAUUUUUGACUUGCGUUUUUCUGGAUUAUUUUGUUGUUAGUCUCUCACUGUUCAAAUAAACCUACCAUUAAAAUUAUAGACUGAUCAUUUCUUUGUCAGUGGGCAAAGGUACAAAAUCAGCAGGGGAUCAAAUACUUUUUUCCCUCACUGUAUGUGCUGUGUGUCAGAUUGACAGGUUGAUUGCCACAGUGUCAGUGGAGGACCCCAUGAAGACCCCCAAUGCCCAGGAGUUGGACAGUAUGACCCUACACUCCUACAUAGAGAAACAUGCCUGGACAGAAGGUGAGCAGCACCACCUCUCACACCUCACCCCAAUCACUAAGAAUUUGACAUCAAAACAACACCAAGGGCAUGUAAACCAAAGACUUGUUGUUGAUUUGUAUAUUUUAAUUGUUUUAUAAUAGUGUGGGUAUAGACAACAGCAGAGCUGGGAUACGGUCAAGAUACCACGAGAACAAAUGAAAAAUCAGGUCGAAGAGUUUAUAAUUGAGUUUAUUACAGAUUCAGAGCUAUCCAGAAUUGGGUGUUCCACUGUACGUUUGCACUGCUAGAAAAUGAAUGGAUUUGAUUUUCCCCUACCGUACCUAGAGGACGCUCUCAAGUGUUCCUGGGUGAUGUGCAUCCUGCCUCAGGCACAGCCAGAGGCCUUGGCUGAUGGAUGGCCACAUAUAUCUUAGAAGAACCAUCUAUUAUGUAUAGUCAGGUCAAAAAUGAAAUAAAUAAUACAAAUAUAUAUUUGUUUGGUCUCUCUCUCUCUCUCUCUCUCUCUCUCUCUCUCUCUCUCUCUCUCUCUCUCUCUCUCUCUCUCUCUCUCUCUCUCUCUCUCUCUCUCUCUCUCUCUCUCUCUCUCUCUCUCUCUCUCUCUCCCUGUCUCCAGAGAUGAAGGAGGAGAUGGGUGUGUGCAGCCGGGUUUUGUUUGGCAUGGAGCCAAAUCAAAUGUCCUUCCUCUACUUCCUCAUGUAUGCUGCAGCAGCUGGAGGCGUCCUGUGCCUGCUGGAGAGCACCCCAGGCUCAGCGCAGGAGUUCAGGGUCAAGGUGACCUGGGAUGGGCUCUAACCCUCUCUCUAACCCUCUCUCUGCCUCCACAGGGGGUAGAGUAGGGGACCGCUGAUGGUGGGGGCGACCCGAGUCGAGCCUAUGGUCUUUUGACCCUCACAGAGUGGGUUAGGGAGAGGAGUAGAGUGUGUUGGGAAUUGGGGAAUUGGGGAAUUGCAGCUCACCAAUGACAUAGGAGUCGUAGAAGUCACUUCCGUUGCUCUCUAUGGAAAGACAGGAGAAUUCUCCUGUUUUGUUGGGUCUUGGAGAACGAGAUAUUGAAAAGAGAGCUAGAGAGAUUUAGGGGAGAGCCAUGUACAGUAUAGAGAGAUACAGAAAGGGAAAGAGAAAAAGUGAUACUGGAUAGAUAGAUAAACAGAGAGAAACUGCAUCAGAUUUUUGUUGCACUUGGAUCUGGAUAUUGCUUGCUUACCACCUACCUAAUUAAACUCAGCUCACUGAUGGUCUACACUUCUUGUCACUGCACUGACAUUGGACUGUAAGGCUGCUCUGUGUCCACAGGGGGGAACCCAGCAGCUGUCAGAGCGUUUAGCCCAGCAGAUUGGGAGGGAGAGUGUCCGGCUGGGCCAGGCUGUGACGGCCAUAUGGCAGGUAGCGUACAGUAACAGCUCACUCAGGGAAUGACGAGGUGUGACCCUGAGAUAACAGUCACUUCAGACAGGGAACAAGCCAUCUCCUGUGGGCCUCUGUCUGUUCUGCUCUUCUCUCUCUCUCUCUCUCUCUCUCUCUCUCUCUCUCUCUCUCUCUCUCUCUCUCUCUCUCUCUCUCUCUCUCUCUCUACUCUCUCUACUCUCUCUCUCUCUCUUUCUCUCUCUCUCAUGCUACUGAGAGGCACCACCGAGCACUGGCAUUGCAUUGCAUCAGUGUAGAUGUGUGUUAGCCUAUUGAGUGAAGACACUCUCUGUGACCUUUGAGUGUUUGUGUACAUGGUGGAAGUGGAUCAAAGGUAAUGCAUUUGGCUAGUUACUGUAGAUGAAAGGCACAACAGUUUACAGGAAAUGACCCUCUCUAUAAAAAGGAUAAUAAAGUGCUUACGUGAUAGGUUAAAAGGAACAUCUAAAAGCCAUUCUCGAAAAAUAUGAUUAUUUAAAAGGUUAAAAUUACUCAAAUAAUUACUCGAUUAUUUACAAGAUAAAGGACCAUCUAAUAGCCAUGUAAUUUUGAUGUACCAACCUAAUGAGGCUUUUAAAUCAACCCAAUGAUUCCUUUCAUGUCCUCCGUGCUGCAUGACCGUGGUACCACUCGGCUUAACACUGUUGGCCCCAUAGCAUUCUCCCUUAAUAAGAACGUAUUGGCUUCCCCGGAGUGUCCAGAGUUUUGGUCAUCCAUAAUGGACGGCACUAUUAUAUUUCUCCCCGGGGCCCUGCCCUCCAGGGUCAUCUAUAAUAUCCACUGUGCCUCCAUAUCUCUGUGCUGCUCAUCUCAAUGUGCUCCUAAGGGCAGAUAGCCCCCAGAGUGCUGCCUGGUCUGGUCCGGCCUACUGGAGAGGAAUACUAAUGCUGCCUGUCUGUCACAGCUACUGUGUGCUGUAUAGUACAUUGUACAGUGGCUUGCGAAAGUAUUCACCCUCCUUGGCAUUUUUCCUAUUUUGUUGCCUUACAACCUGGAAUUAAAAUCGAUUUUUGGGGGGUUUGUAUCAUUUGAUUUACACAACAUGCCUACCACUUUGAAGAUGCAAAAUAUUUUUUAUUAUGAAACAAAUAUGAUAGAAGACAAAAAAACUGAAAACUUGAGCGUGCAUAACUAUUCACCCCCCCCCAAUACUUUGUAGAGCCACCUUUUGCAGCAAUUACAGCUGCAAGUCUCUUGGGGUAUGUCUCUAUAAGCUUGGCACAUCUAGCCACUGGGGUUUUGCCCAUUCUUCAAGGCAAAACUGCUCCAGCUCCUUCAAGUUGGAUGGGUUCCGCUGGUGACAGCAAUCUUUAAGUCAUACCACAGAUUCUCAAUUGGAUUGAGGUCUGGGCUUUGACUAUGCCAUUCCAAGACAUUUAAAUGUUUCUUAAACCACUCAAGUGUUGCUUUAGCAGUAUGCUUAGGGUCAUUGUCCUGCUGGAAGGUGAACCUCCAUCCCAGUCUCAAAUCUCUGGAAGACUGAAACAGGUUUCCCUCAAGAAUUUCCCUGUAUUUAGCGCCAUCCAUCAUUCCUUCAAUUCUGACCAGUUUCCCAGUCCCUGCCGAUGAAAAACAUCCCCACAGCAUGAUGCUGCCACCACCAUGCUUCACAGUGGGGAUGGUGUUCUCAGGGUGAUGAGAGGUGUUGGGUUUGCGCCAGACAUAGCGUUUUCCUUGAUGGCCAAAAAGCUCAAUUCUAGUCUCAUCUAACCAGAGUACCUUCUUCCAUAUGUUUGGGGAGUCUCCCACAUGCCUUUUGGCGAACACCAAACGUGUUUGCUUAUUUUUUUCUUUAAGCAAUGGCUUUUUUCUGGCCACUCUUCUGUAAAUCCCAGCUCUGUGGAGUGUACGGCUUAAAGUGGUCCUAUGGACAGAUACUCCAAUCUCCGCUGUGGAGUUUUGCAGCUCCUUCAGGGUUAUCUUUGGUCUCUUUGUUGCCACUCUGAUUAAUGCCCUCCUUGCCUGGUCCGUGAGUUUUGAUGGGCGGCCCUCUCUUGGCAGGUUUGUUGUGGUGCCAUAUUCUUUCAAUUUUUUAAUAAUGGAUUUAAUGAUGCUCUGUGGGAUUCAGAUAUUUUUUUAUAACCCAACCCUAAUCUUUACUUCUCCACAACUUUGACCCUGACCUGUUUGGAGAGCUCCUUGGUCUUCAUGGUGCCGCUUGCUUGGUGGUGCCCCUUGCUUAGUGGUGUUGCAGACUCUGGGGCCUUUCAGAACAGGUGUAUAUAUACUGAGAUCAUGUGACACUUAGAUUGCACAGAGGUGGACUUUAUUUAACUAAUUAUGUGACUUCUGAAGGUAAUUGGUUGCACCAUAUCUUAUUUAGGGGCUUCAUAGCAAAGGGGGUGAAUACAUAUGCACGCACCACUUUUUUACGUUAUUUAUUUUUGUAUAAAAGUUAUUUUUUUCAUUUCACUUCACAAACUUGGACUAUUUUGUGUCCUGUACAUGAAAUCCAAAUUAAAAUCCAUUUAUAUUACAGGUUGUAAUGCAACAAAAUAGGAAAACCGCAAACGGGGAUGAAUACCUUUGCAAGGCACUGUAUACUGUAGAUGUACACACGAUUAUAUGUGUUUGUGAUUUGAUUUGUCUGUGUGUGUGUGUGCGAGUUCAUGUACAGUACAUGCAUGUGUGUGUCUUUCCCAUAGGAUGCUGAGCAGGCCAAGGUGAUGACAGCCACCCAGUCCUACUUGUGCAGAGCAGUGAUUGUCACCUGCCCUCCUCACCUGGCAGGUCAGUGUGUGUGUGUGUGUGUGUGUCCCACCUCUGUCGCCCCACUUCACCACUCCUCUAAUGAAAUACCCACUGACACGUCAACUCACAGGCUAGCCACUAAGGUGUAUUGAACAGGGCAGCCAUGCAGAUAUGACAAGACCCUGGUUCUGGCAACUCAUACCUGGAAGGUGGGAUGGAGGAAUGGAGGCAUGCCCCACUGCCCGCUACCAGGAACCCAGAGAACACAUAGAACCCUCUGCUGGAGCCAUGGACCCCAGCCAGGACACUUAA
This is a messenger RNA of Coregonus sp. 'balchen', 9377 nucleotides long. The record is from the annotation of a GenBank genome assembly. NCBI's taxonomy places the organism in Eukaryota, Metazoa, Chordata, Actinopteri, Salmoniformes, Salmonidae.